Messenger RNA from Sporisorium graminicola, 1545 nucleotides. RefSeq lists its product as uncharacterized. The record is from RefSeq and is a predicted model, not a curated record. NCBI's taxonomy places the organism in Eukaryota, Fungi, Basidiomycota, Ustilaginomycetes, Ustilaginales, Ustilaginaceae. Bases 1 to 1545 code for a protein of 514 amino acids. The transcript has 2 exons.
AUGGUUAAGGCUAGCUUCAUCUCUGCUAGCUUGCUGGCGCUCUGCAUUGCCCUUGCCACCGCCCCUCAGCCUGUAGCCGGCGACUGGCUGCAGGAUUUCACCAAGGGCGGAAGCAAGUCAUUCGACGCCGCCUUCAAAACCUGGUCCGAAUCCGAUCUUCGCACCUACCUCCUCGACCGUGGCAUCAUUGCCCCUUACACCACUGGCGAGCAGCUGCGUCAGCUCGCCAUCCAGGACUAUGACAAGCUCGUCUCGUCCGCCUCGUCCGGCUCGGCGGCUGCCCAGAGCGCCGCGUCUUCGCAGCUGAGCUCGGCUUCCAGCGCCGCCUCGUCCAUCUCCUCUGCAGUAAGCUCUUACGCCGCUCAAGCCAGCAAGUCGGCCUCGAGCGUAGCGCUCACCGAUCUCUACUACCCCUUGUCCAAAUCUGCCUCGUCCGUGGGCUCACAGGCUUCAGUCUACGCCGCCUCGGCUUCGGCCUCUGCCACCAGCCUCGGCAAGGAUGCACAGGCUUCCGCUUCGAGCCUCAGCAAGAACGCUCCUGGUGCUUCGGACGUCUCGAAGAGCGCCAAGAGCGCGGCCACGCACGCCAGCAAGUCGGGCAACUCGAUCUACAACGCUGCGUCCAAGAGCGGCAGCUCGGCAUACGCCCAGGCCUCGCAGGCUGUUAACAAGGCGGUCGACGACAGCACCGACUACAUCUACUCGACCUGGAACGACAACGACCUGCGUUCGUGGCUCGAGUCGCACGGCGUCAUCAAGACCAAGACGCAGGCGACGCGCGACGAGCUGCUCGGCAAGAUGCGCGGCGCCUACACCACCACGGUCAACGCUCCCUACGAGGCCUACUCGAACAGCUACCUGCACAACUGGCUCGUCGACCACGGCAUCAUCAAGUCGCCCGCCGAAAAGACGCGCGACGAGUACCUCUCGCUCGCCAAGGACUACUACACCACGGGCACCGAAAACGUCUACGACACGUGGAGGGAGUCGGAGCUGCGUAGCUGGCUGAUCAAGAACAAUGUGAUCAAGUCGGACUUCCAGGCCAAGCGCGACGACUACCUCGACCUGGUGCGCAAGAACUACAACACGGCCGAGAGCGAGGUGUGGUCGAGCUGGACCGACAGCGAUCUGCGCAACUGGCUGAUCCAGAACGGAUACCUCAAGUCGGACGCCAAGGCCAAGCGCGACGAGCUGCUCAAGCUCGCCCAGAAGCACGGCAACGAGAUCAACAAGGAGACCAAGGAAUACAUCUCGUGGAGCGACGCCCGCCUGCGCGAGUACCUGAGGAGCAGCGGCAUGCCCUUGGAGUCGAUCCCCAAGAAGCGCGACCAGCUGCUGCGCGAGAUGCGCGCCCGCUACACGGGACACCGCGGCAUCUUCAGUUACAUCAAGGAUGGUGUUCGCCAGGCCUACUUUGGCGUUCAGGACAUCUUGGGCAAGGGCGAGCAGGGAGCGGCUCACGCUAGCAUCAGCGCCUCUUCGGCGGCUAGUGCGGCUUCCGCUUCUGCUGCCAAAGCCACUGCUCGGGCCAAGGAUGAGUUCUAA